Molecule: messenger RNA, 1342 nt
Organism: Serpula lacrymans var. lacrymans S7.9
Lineage: Eukaryota; Fungi; Basidiomycota; Agaricomycetes; Boletales; Serpulaceae
Exons: 2
Coding region: 78-410 (110 amino acids)
Biological process (GO): signal transduction
Cellular component (GO): nucleus; nucleotide-activated protein kinase complex; cytoplasm
Molecular function (GO): protein kinase binding
Source: RefSeq, a predicted model, not a curated record
GGGAGAGGGAGGCUCGCGAAAGAGAGCGCGAGAGGGAGAGAGAGGGGAGAAGGAAGCAAGGGAGGAGUUUGCUUGGGAUGACUAGUACAGUCGCAAAUUCCUUAAGUAACCCACAGCCGACGAGCGAUGCUCCAGCUCUUCCGAUAACGACGGCUUCUGGAACAGACGUCACCACUGCACACCUCACUUCAGGUGCAGCACAUACCCAGUCAAACUCGGCCUCUACGCAUACGAGAUUAGGGCUUGACGGCCCUGGGUUAGCUGAUGAUGCGAGUGUGUUGCCAGUUCCAUCGCAUGUCGUUCUGCACCAUUUAAGUACGAGUGCGAUCCGAAACGGUGUUCUUGCGGUGGGGAACACAACAAGGUAUCGAAAGAAGUACCUCACGACAAUAUACUACAAACCGACGUGAGCGUUGCCGCCGAGCCCUCUACCCUGCACCGAAUAUCUACCUCCGAACUCUUGGCUAUACAUUCGGACAUACUCAACUGUUAACUACACCAACAACUCGAACACGAAAUGACUCUUACACAUUCACCCAUCUCCAAAUAUGAAGUACGACGGACCGAACGUUGCCAGUAACUUACCGGGGUAAUCGGCCAGAAGACGAAGGCUGACCGUAUCUAUGCCAUCUACCACUUUUCUAUUACGAGUUUUCAACGAUCUCGUCGCCUUGCUCGGCUCUAUCGAGGAGAAUGUACCAUAGAAGGGGCCGGUGUUGCAUGACGAUAGCGAUCACAGGGGCCAACUAGAGCUAGAGUUCUGUACAACCAGUGGCGAAAAGUCUUGUCCAUAUCAGCAAAAUACGCAAAGCCGACAUAUCCUCAUUUGCUCCAUGUCGUGGCUCCAUUCUGAUACGACCACUGCUCCAAAACUGCCAUUGUAUCCUUAAGUAUGAAAUCCAAAAUACCCAUUGCUGUCGGUCGUCUUUUCUCGCCAAUCCUUCGAGUACCAGACGUACUUUCCCCCUAUCCCUAAGAUUAGCUGUGCUGUCCUUCCAUGGUCUAUGCUUAGUCUUUUCGGUGUAUAACGUUCGUUGUUGUCACUCUGUUUUUACCAUUCUAUAUUUUUUUUCUUUCCGCUUUUGCGAUGUUAUUUAUGACGUCCUUCGGGAUAUAUAGAUGCGUACUUGUCAUGUUGUUACAGCUUUUUGCACUGGAUGUAUGUUGUGCUGACAGGUUCCUCAGUUUAUUGUUCCCACCUGUUCUCUUUUUUCUUAUGACUGGGCACCUUCACUUCAAUAUGCUACAGAUCUCAUCACUGUUACCUACAUCCUCUAGAUGACUCAAUCACUCAGACUUGUAUUUUGCUUAGUACUCGAAGACAUGAUCGUGGAAUCCCGUA